GAAGACUAUACACCAAGUUUGUGAGGUUUAUACCGGCGUUGCUGAUAUAAAAAGUUCAUUUCCAGGUUCCAAGCUGCUGUCACCAACAUGAGAGCCAACUGAGCUGACCACGGCCAUGGCUGCUGAUGGGGAAGGUGACGACACGCGCACGGCGCGCGUGCUGGCCGCACUCUCGUUCGCCGUCACUGUGAUCGCUGUGGGCGUCCCUGUCUGGCUCAAAACGACCGAGAUCUACCGAGCCGGCAUCCCCCAUGAGGGCAUCGACAGCUUGCAGCGGCUGACGCUAGAUGUCAGCACCGGCGCGCAGCUGGAGGUGGUGGCGCUCGCGACGGCGGACGCGACGCGGUUGGCUGCCGGCCUGGAGCGCCACUUAGACGGCGUCAGCGUCAGCGGGCGGGCAGCCAGCGAGGCCGAGGCCGCCGCCCUGACGACCGCCGCCGACCCAUGGGCCGCGGACGACGCGCUGAACAGCGGGACAGCGAUCGACAGGCUGCGCGUGGUAGUGCUGCCGCCGCGGCCGGCCGCCGCUGCCGCUGCCACCGUGUUGCUCGGCCGGCACGCGGACGUGCUGGUGACGCCGACGGCUGAGGCGGCGCCUCUGGCCGCCGUGCUUCGCGCCGUCGCGUUCGGACCGAAUUCCGAGGCUGUGUCGACGCGGCGCGUGCGCUCGGCGCCGGCCUACGACCUGCUCGUGUCGGUGGUAGUGCCGCAGCCGGAGGGACGCACACCGCUCUGGGACGGUGCCGCCGCCACGCGCCACCUCCUUGCGCCGGUGCUGGAGCGCCUGCGGCCGCUGGCCAACCUCACCGUCAAGUCGCAGCACCUUUACCACGCUGGGCUGGGCGUGGUGGCGGCGCGCGACGCCACGUCCGGCGAGCACUUUCUUUCUGAGGAGCAGCUGUCGCUGGUGAUCACGCCGCUGGAGGCGCGCCUGGGCGCCGCCGUGUCGGGCCGGCCCACGCUUCAGUUCGUUGUGUUCGUGCCGCCGCCCGGGAAGCGGCCGCUGGUGUACAACCCGGCGCCGGGCCCAGCCGGACUGCGCAGCUGGGAGCUGGUCUCGCUCCGCCGGCGCCGCACCGUCGAGAACGUGGAGAACGCGCGCCGCAACCUCGCCUCGCUGGCCGCCAUGCUCGACCAGAUCUCCAACAUCGUCAUCGAUGAUGCGGUGGGCGCGGCGGUAGCCGAGGGCGUGGCGGCGGCCGAGGAGGCGGCGCGGCAGCUGGCCGCCGGUCGCGAGGCCGAGGCGUACGUCAGCUCGUGCCGCGCGCUCGCUCGCUCCGAGCGCGCCAUCUUCGACCCGAGCAUGCUGGCGCUGCUCUACUUCCCGGACGACCAGAAGUACGCCAUCUACAUUCCCCUGUUCCUGCCCGUCAGCAUCCCCGUUCUGAUGUCGCUGCGCACCAUUUGGGCCUGGGCUCGCGGCGCCCCUGAGAAGGUGAAGGGCGAGUGAGGCGCCCCCCCCCCCCCGCCUUGCGUGGGCGCCAGGGGAGCUGUGGGGCCCCUACACAUGACCGGGGCCGGCCAAGAUGCUGGGAACACUGGGUCAUGAUGCGCCGCUGUAAUGUGCGCGGAGCUUGAGAUGUGGCGGAACGGUCGCAGUGGUCCUCUAUGUGUGCUUGUGGUCUUCUUGGGUGCUUGGCGCACAGUUUAUAAUAAGAAAUGUGAUUUAACUUGUAUCAUUGCUGGCCGCAUCGGUUACAACCUGUCGAGUGGCACGGAUGGGCGGUUGAUGUAUGCAUUUCACGCCCCUAACGUAUAUCGUCAGGUCGGUAUACAUCGGGGACAGACAUGUUUUAAUGCGCGUCCGGCCAGCCAGUCAACUUUAGGAUCACGCGCAUGCAAAAUAAUACAGAUGUCACUGCCUGUGUGCUUCGUUCCGUUUGAACACGACUCGUUGGGAAGCUAAACGCUGGGAAAUAACUGUUCGUACCAAUCAUGAAUUGCAAUCAGGCGCCGCGCGUCGAUGUCGGGGUUCCAGCUGUUUGUGAUUUAAGACGUGUUGUGGUGCGCGCAACGACGCAGAGACGAGGACGUGAGCGUCCCCGUCGAUGACCGGCCGCGGCCUACUUCGCUGCGGUGGGGUGCGGGGCGGGGUGACGCCCGGUCCAUGGGGAGGGGGAGGGGGCGUGCCACCCCCGCCGGCUCCUGUCGUGCGGCACCGCGUCUGCAUUAUUGAAUAAUGACCCGCUGAAGCGCGCGGACGUCUUCUACAAUACAUGCAUCGGGGUCGUGCAGCU
This is a messenger RNA of Pollicipes pollicipes, 2237 nucleotides long. RefSeq names its product phosphatidylinositol glycan anchor biosynthesis class S (gene PIG-S). The record is from RefSeq and is a predicted model, not a curated record. The transcript has 4 exons. Gene Ontology annotation, biological process: attachment of GPI anchor to protein. Gene Ontology annotation, cellular component: GPI-anchor transamidase complex. NCBI's taxonomy places the organism in Eukaryota, Metazoa, Arthropoda, Thecostraca, Pollicipedomorpha, Pollicipedidae. The coding region runs from base 116 to 1450 and encodes 444 amino acids.